GCUGGUUUCAAGCUUUUUUCCCGAGUCCUCCAGUCUGGCUCGAGCUUUGGCAAAUUACUGUUAUGAAGCGUCCAGGCAGGGCGCGCUGCUCUGCGAUCGAUUAGCUCGUCUGUGCAGAAGUAGACAGGAACAAGCUAGAUGGAUUGGCAAAGUCGGACCGAGCGUGAUUAAAAAACACAACCAAAAGACAUAUUCUGAAAUACGACAACCUCUAAACUGUCAAAUUGACUUGACAAGCGGUGCAUCGUCGUCUUUGAUUAAUUUAUUGGGAUAGACAAGGGAUCAAAAGAGUUGGUCUGCAGAUUAAUCGUGACGAUCUGGAGGAGGAACAACCUAUUGGAUUUCUUCUCUGACUGCAAGAAUUUCACAAGACCUGAGAUCUCCCAUCAUACAAUAAUACUAGCUGGAGUACAUCUGUUGUUUCCACAUUGAAUGUUCAAGGUUUGCUCACACCUGGAUACUUUGGUUUGUUCUCAUUGGCUGUUGAAUCACCAAUGAACGGUACACAGUGUUUAUCGACACCUUUGUUAAGAAUCUGUGCACUUUGGCAUCACGUUAUUCCUCUGUGGAACUCCCUUAUAAUUUGAUGAACUGGGGGAUCAUAAGUGUUGUUAGGAAUCGAAUCAUAUUUACUUUCAAAUUUUUUAGUAGCCUGACGUGAUAUCGGUUCAACGGCCAUUUAUCAGUCAUGAGGGGAAAGAAUUAAAGAUGUCAAGUUUUUCAUUCUAUGUUCUGUUCACUGAAUCAUCCAAAGUAUGAGCUGUUGAAGGCUAAAUCGAUUCCCAUGACUUCGUAACAUAAAGCACUCUUAGCUAUUGUGAUGUGACAAAUCAGCCCCCACCCCUUUUUGCCCCGACGUAGCACCUCGACUGUUUUGAUGAGGUGAACGUACUUAGAUCGCCACUUUCCGCAUAAGAGCUUUGAGUGGUACAGCCCCACUUUCUUUUUUGUCACUGUGCGUGUCUUCAUCUGAAAAUGAGUUCGUAAAGGAGCUCCUGAGCGUCAGAGCAGGCACGGUGUGCUGCCACCACAAACCCCCAGAAUAAGAGACUGGUUGAGCCAAGACUCAAACGGACCGAGUCAAAAUAUUGUUGGAUCUUUCAUUUGUAUUCAGUCGACCUGAAUGCAAUCUGCCAUCGACGGUGAACUAAAGGUGUCGUGGAGAGUCACUCAGGCAUUACUGAUCAAACACAUUUACUAUUCUUCCACAACCGCUCACCAUUCGCAUUGAUUUCUUCCAUCAUCGUACGAUUUCACCUUGCACGAGAAUAAGACGACAGAGCGUGUGCCGGCUGCAAGAGUUUCACUUCCUCCCCCUUACUGCACCAUCCUGGAAACUGGAGUUUGCCUGUGGCAGGAGCUGCUGGUAUCCUGAGGCUGCCGAGCCUGUGAAAGUGCGUUGGUUGGGCCCGCUACACAGACACAGCUGAGAACAGGGCCAUCGAACUACAGAGCCUUUGUCUCUGGGUUCAGGCCAUGAGGUUUGAUGCCUCCAUCCACUGACGGGAGACACUGGACCUAAAUGGCGCAGCAUGACUUUGUUCCUGCCUGGCUUAAUUUCUCCACGCCUCAGCCUGCCAAGUCCCCUGCUGCCCCCGUUGAGAAGCAUGGAGAGCACUUUCCCCGCGGCGAUGGCCGGCCGGGAGUAAACCGCCGCAGACACAACUCCUCCGAUGGCUUUUUCAACAAUGACCCGCUCAGAGCCCCUGGAGGUGAUGGGUGGCAGCAGCCGUCUCUGUUGAGGCACGACUCCGUAGAUUCUGGUGUCGCCAAGGGGAGUCAAGGGGGAUUAGGUGGCGGACCUGGGUGGAAGGAGACCCCCAGCUGGCAUGGGGCGCAGAGGGGCCAGGAGGCUCCUCACCACCACCAUGCCCGGCACAUCAAACGCUGUGGGGGCGAAAGGGACAGGCAAGGGGGUCACCGGCAGCGAAAUGGAAACUUUCUUGCACGCAAAGGUGGCCCGUAUCAUGAGAGAUACUCUGAUGAGGAGCGUAAUGACGACAAGCUCAAGUUUGUCGAUGAGGAUUUUCCCUCCUUGAAUCCAGAGACAACUGGAAAGCCAGCGAGUCAGGCUCGUGCCGUCGGGACUCCAGUGGGAGUCUGGGAGAACCCCCCUAGUGCUAAGCAGGCUAUGUCUAAGAUGCUGGUCAUUAAGAAAGUGUCUAAGGAGGACUCCAGCGCUGCAUUCUCUGCUGGCUUUGCCAGUGCUGGCCCUCUACCUGCCAAUGGCUCUAAAGUCCCCAUCCCUGGUCCCAGUGUCUACAAGAAUCUGGUGCCCAAGCCUGCCACUGCCCCCAUCAAGUCUGGCCCAUGGAAACCCAAUGGAAGGGAAACUAAAGUGGGUUUGCAUUACUCUGGGCGGGAUUCGGCCUUCACAAGCCCCGUUUCUGUGACCAAACCUCUGACGCCUGUCAGUGCACCUGCCCAUGGCACUUCUAAAGAGCCACCCUCCAGCACCACCCCUCCAAUAGACAUCACCCCCUCACGGCUAAAGCUGAUGCGGCGCAGCACAGACCGUAAAAGUGAGUUCCUGCGGGGACUAAAGGACGAGAGGAACGGGGAUGUGAGUGGCUGCCACAGCCCUGGAGCUCCAGCAGAGGGAGAGGCGAGCACCCCUGAACCAAAAGAAUUUGGAGAGAGUCAUGAGAACGGCAUCUCCCACUCUCUCAGUGACUCAGACACAGAGCACUUGUCCAGUUCUCUGGAGGCUGAACACAGGUUGCUGAAGGCCAUGGGUUGGCAGGAAUACCCUGAAAACGAUGACUUCCAGCCCCUCACCGAAGAUGAACUCAAAGAGUUUCAAGCUAAAACUGAGCAGAUGAAGAAGAUUGGUUUGGGACGUAACGGCAUGCUCCCGAAGCGACGUGGUGAGACCCUGCUGAACUGGAGAACCACCCCUAACCCUGGCCUGGAAGAGGGCUCUGAGUCUGAGACGAGCAGUAGCAGCCAGACCUCCGAUGAUGAUGAUACCUAAUGUGGCUUUAAACACCCCUCCCCCAUAUCCGAUUCUCUCUCGCUUAAUCGCUUCCCUCCAUCACAUCCAUGUAUUUCAAGCUGAAAGAGAAAAGAAUCUCUUCAUGGACAAGGAACAUUGGUCAUAUCUCAGCUGGAGAGUAAAAGGCAUUCACUUGUCACUUCAUAGGCAGUGUCUUUCUGUUUGAUUUCCCUCCUCUGUUUCCUUAUCUGCAUUUUGUUCUUUAUCCUGAACUAGAAAUGUCAAAGAAAGCCACACACCCUUCCACCAGAUGUUUUUGUUUUGUUUUGCUUGGGGGGGGGGAGACUAAUUCAUAUAACACCAAUUAUAACCGUGAUUUAACGUGAUAUGACAUCAUCUGAAUGUUCUCUAAAAUGGCUUCGACACCUUUCUAAACGUUUUUUUCCUUUCCGCGAAAACAAUUCGUAGCAUUAGCGUUAAGAUGAAACAAUCAUUGUGAGCCACUGACUGCGACGUUGCUACCAGUCCCUCAUAGAAAUGAACUCAAGCCAGCCGCACGCAGCUGCAGCACAGAAGAACUAAAGCAACAUUCAGUGGACUGUCAUGUGUGGUCUGGCAGCUAGAACAUCAGUCCAUUUCUGGCUCCGGUUCCACCAAACUCUGCUGAUUUUCACUCUGCAAUGUCAAAAUCAUACUAAUAUUCCUGAUUUCAUCUGUCUGCCAAGUACACAUGUGAGCGUACCUUAAAGGAUGUUUAAAGGUUAGAUUUGCAACCUAGAGUUUGUCAGGAGCUGGCUUUUGAAUAAAGGUAACGUUUGGAUGGAAGGGUCUAAUGUUUUGUUAAGUUCUGGUGAGUUUCAAUGCGCAGAGGUUGGGUUCUGUUUAGAAAACGAAUCAUAAACAGACUGUCUCCUUUCUUACCCUUAUGUGGCGUCAAGGUUUUUUUCUGGAACAUUUAAAGCGGCUUGAUUUAAAACAUUGAAAUCCUGAACAUUUCAGAGUUGCUCUAUAAAAGCGUUCUUAUGCUUAUUAAUGCUGAGGCAAUCACUUUCCAAAGCUUCACAGUCAUUGCAUGUAGAUGAUAAAUGGGAUAUACAAUAAAUAUUAAAAAAAAAAAACCUUACUUCGCCGCAAAACCCUGAUCAAAUCUAACCAAUGGAAUAGAAAUGCAUUAAACAUUAUUGGGCUUAUGUAAUGUUUACAAUGCUGGAAUUGAUCCAAGCAAGCAAUGGUUUGUAAUUACUGUGAACUUUGAACGAUUCAGUGAGAUGGCUUGCACGCUUUGUUCUGCUAUGUUCUUUACACAGUUCAUUUGAGGUUACAUCUGGAUGCUCAGUUCUAUCCCUGCUGCUGGCAGUAAAGUAGAGAGCCGUCUUCUUUCAAGUUCUUUAUUUCAUGAGGGACUGCUGGUGUAAAUUGUGCAUCUCCUUUUUUUGUACCUUGUUUUUGCUGAUAGGGUAUAAAAAUGGCUUUAUCACAGAUUUAAGUUUCUUUUUUAAUUUUGGUACAGCUGUAAAAAUUCCCACAUUAAUAGUUUUUUUCUUCUUUUGUUUGCAUUAUAUUGUUUCUGCAGCCUUGAUAUUCAGGGUGGAUUGUAAAAAAUAUAAGAAUAAAAAUUGUGAGUUUUGGAAGAUUA
Triplophysa rosa is the source of this 4571-nucleotide messenger RNA. It is a transcript of the gene gpbp1l1, whose product is annotated as GC-rich promoter binding protein 1-like 1. Gene Ontology annotation, biological process: positive regulation of DNA-templated transcription; DNA-templated transcription. Gene Ontology annotation, cellular component: nucleus. Lineage: Eukaryota; Metazoa; Chordata; Actinopteri; Cypriniformes; Nemacheilidae. The transcript has 12 exons. The record is from RefSeq and is a predicted model, not a curated record. The coding region runs from base 1523 to 2974 and encodes 483 amino acids. Gene Ontology annotation, molecular function: RNA binding; DNA binding.